Messenger RNA from Thelazia callipaeda (thelaziosis nematode), 1446 nucleotides. Lineage: Eukaryota; Metazoa; Nematoda; Chromadorea; Rhabditida; Thelaziidae. The record is from the annotation of a GenBank genome assembly.
AUGUACAAACUAGGAGGUUGCAGCAAAAAGAGCUGUCCCGAAUAUUUCGUGCAAACAAAUAGUUAUUUUUUAUUUGUCAGGAUAAUUUUAAAUGAAUAUUUUGAUCAUAGGAAAUUUCAGUUACUUUGUGCUGUGGAACAAAUUGAUGCCCUUUCUACUUUGGUGAAUGAAUGUUCAUUAGAUCAGAUUAAACAUUUACGUUCUUUAAUCGAACCUUUUUUUAAGAAAGAUUUCAUAAGGGAAUUACCGAAAGAGAUCGCAUUGUAUAUAAUGAGUUUUUUGUCUCCUUCUGAUAUUACUCGCAUGUCGUUGACUUGUCGAUACUGGCGCAGUUUAGCUGAAAACAAUCGAUUGUGGAAACAGAAAUGUGCAGAAGCAAAUGUAAAAAAAUAUAUUUGUUCAGUUUAUCUACUAAACAAGUAUUAUUUUUUUUUGCGAUUUUUUUCAGCACUGUGGAAGGCAGUUUACUUGCGGCAUCGGCGUAUCUUAGCUAAUUGGCGUUAUCGCCCACUCAGUGGAUCUUGCAUCUUAAAGGGUCACGAUGAACAUGUGAUAACAUGUUUACAAAUUCGCGGUGACAUAAUCGUAACCGGUUCAGAUGAUAAUACACUAAAGAUAUGGUCGGCUAGUAAAGCUACUGUAAAGCGGUUUUAUUUUUGCUUUCCGAUGGCUAUGUAUUUGCAACAUAUGUUACAGUUUGGUCAUACUGGAGGCGUGUGGUCGUCACAAAUACUUGCUACUGGAUCUCGUGAUACAACAGUCCGUGUGUGGAACAUAAAAGAGGGAACUUGCAAACGCAUUCUUGAAGGUCAUGUAGCAGCUGUUCGUUGUGUACAAUUUGAUGGUGUGCGUAUUGUUUCCGGGGCAUAUGACUUUUCAAUCAAGGUCUGGAAUGCUGAAUCUGGCGAAUGCUUGCACACUUUAACCGGUCACAGCAAUCGAGUUUAUUCAUUGUUAUUCGAUAGUGAAAGAGAUAUAGUUGUUAGUGGUAGUUUGGAUACAACUAUCAAAGUAUGGAAUAUUCGCGAAGGAGUAUGUGUACAUACUUUAAUUGGUCAUCAGUCUUUAACGUCAGGCAUGCAGUUAAGAGGCAGUACACUUGUUUCUGGAAAUGCUGAUAGCACAAUUAGGAUAUGGGAUAUUUCGGAUGGGCAAUGCAAAUAUACUUUAUCCGGUUCAAACAGACAUGCUUCUGCUGUGACCAGUUUGGUGUUUCUUGAGAACGGUUUAGUUGCUACAAGUAGUGAUGAUGGUUCUGUCAAGCUGUGGGAUAUAAAACACGGUGUCUUUGUGCGUGAUCUAGUUCGGCUUCGGUCUGGUGGUUCUGGUGGAUGUAUUUGGCGUUUAAAGGCGACACCGACAAUGUUAGUGUGUGCGGUAGGCUCACGUAAUGGUACCGAGGAUACAAAACUCAUAUUAUUAGAUUUUGAUGCGGAUUAUCCAUAG